AUGAACACCGUGACCGCCGGUCCACGCAGCUUCUCGCCGCCGCUCAAAGCCCGCUACAGUGAUACUCCUGGCGGCGGCGAGUGGUCUUCUUACAGACAUUACACCGAUCAUCGCUCAAGUUAUAUCAACGGCUCUCACGGCUCAGACUCGAUCAACAUGGAGCCCGUAAAAAAAUCAGGCGGCAAGAUGCCCAUCUACAACUCCAGCCAAGACUUCUCUCGCCUCGACCUCUCCAAACUCUUCGAACCAGUUCCCAUGAACCACAAAUCCUUCCUCGAUCCAGAGUAUGAGGCCGAAAUGCUCAAGCACAAACGUGACGUCCUUCAAUCUGUCGUCGACUCGCAUGGUACUACUUGUUUAACGUCCCAACUAGUUCCAAAUUUGCUGACUCUGUCUAUAGACAUAUCUCGCAGUGUCCCUGUUCUUUCUUCUCUAGAUGAGUGCCGCAUGCUGCAAUACAUGUGCGAGUGUCUCGAGGCUGCCUGCAUGCUCAAAGGCAUUGAUGCCAACCAGCAACUCAGAGCCUCUUCCGCCAGUGCCCCUGCCAGCUUCCGACCGUGGCUUUCUCGUAACCUGACCAAGCAGGAUCCCGUUUUUGCCAGCAUUAUUGCUGGCGGCAAGAGCCUCGACGAACUUCCGCGAACCCUCAAGUGCCCCCUGCGUGGCUGUCGUCAUUAUGUGUAUGGUUUUGCUACCAAGGAGGAGCUACAGGCGCACACGCGCACUCACUUAGUCCCCGGUGAAGAGCGACUCCAGGAUCAAGACGAAAUCAAUGCCCGCCGCACUAUGCAGUACCCUGGCAAACCCGAGAUGGAUCCUGUUCAGCAGCCUCGCACGCCACCUGAGCAGCGCGAACCCAUCGAGAGAGACUACGCACGCGCCGAUGGUAUGGACCACGAUGGCAUUCAACCCCACGCCUUUAUGCGCCCCAAGUCUCCAACUUUGACCGGCACCACUCUUUCGCCUAACCCCGACGGCACCGCAUACGGCGAAGUCAACCACAACCGCUACUUUCCGCCUUCAGAACCUCACCACUCCCCACGGUUACGUCCAUCGGAACAAGAGCCUCGGCACGAGUCCAUGCACAUAGACUCGCGUCGCGAAUCUGCGCAUCACGAUGCCUUGCCACCCAUCAGACAGCUUGACCUGCCCUCUGAUCAGGGCCUUCAGCACCACGGCUACAUGUCGGCACCCCAGUUACAGCCACCAACCCAACCCAGCCACUUACCCCGUCUCGAUACCCUUGCAGGCUCCUCCUUCCACUCUGAGGCUCCAUCAUCACCCCGACUUCGCAUCCGUGCCCUGGAACGUGGCCUUUCUGAUCGCGGUCACUCUGACGCUCAAACCUCGUUCAGUGGCCAGGACUCUUUGCCCCCAUUUUCCGCUCUGGAUCCUACCGGCAGCGCAAUUUCUGCUCGCCUCCAACCAAUCCACGAAUCCGACAGAGUCUUCAAACAGGAAGUCAGCAACGGGCCCGUACAUAUCAAGUCAGAAUCGAAGCAACAUCUUGAGGAGCCCUGCUUUCGCUGUACUGGUCAAGAAGCCGGUUCUUGCAAGUGCAUUGCUCCUCUACGAGACGACGACUCGCACUGGCACCGCGUCGACACCUACAGAGGCACUGUUGCGUCUGUCGCCAAAAGCCUGGUGCCAGGAUCCCCCAUUGGCGAGCGACCUUCUAGACAUGGCACUCUGUUGUCUGGCCCCAUUCGACAGGAGGCUGUCCGCAAGCUUCGUCGUGACGUUGAUGAUUACCUCCGAUCCGUUUUGCGCUUCCCUGACAACAUUCGCAUUGGCAUUCGCGACAUGACUGAUUUCAAUGACUCCUUUUGGCGUAUGGGCGAUCUGAGCCAUGAGAAGAAUAUUAUAGAGCAGAUCGUUGCCACCAACGCUUGGAAUAUUUUUACCCCCCCACCUGCCAUUCUUUGCACACUUCUCUACAUGAACCUGAGAACCCAACAACCUUAUAACAUCAUUCACCUGAUUGGCACCAGCGGUAGAUUCUCGACCAGUCGACGAGAUGAGGAGCGUACCAGCCCUGCCCUCUACCACGCCAAGCACCUCCUCCGCGAAGUUACCUUUUACGGCCUCUCCGGGAACACCCCCUUCAUCUGCGCACCUUUCGCAGAGAGACGCGGACCACCAUUCCCCGAAGACGCUGUGCGAGACGACCAAGCCGAAGUUGUGGAGACAUGUAUGGCCACCUUCCUCCGCGCCUUUGAGGCCAGCUGCAGAGACGGCAAGGAUAAGACACCGAAGCAGUGGAUUGCGCUGUUUUCGUCCCUCAUCAUGUUUAAUCUGUCCGGCGUAAUUCUUGGCGGAGCCGCAAAGGCCUCGCUCGAGAAUCCCGUCAAUGCGGAUGACCACUCAUUUGCCCUCGCAUUCUGGGACAACAUCCGCAGCACCUUUGACGUUCUGCUUGACCUCUUCUUCGAUCUCGGCCCCAUGCUGUUUGAUCGAGUCUCACAAGAUUGGGAUGAUGACGACAUCACGGCAUAUGACAUGAUGGCCAAGGCGCUUGCGUAUGGCGACUGGAAGAGCAGGGGUAUUGCCAACUCAGAAGAAUUCUUGCUCGCACUCUCCUCCUUUACAUUUGAGGACUCCAUCGAGUCUACAAAACAAGUGACCAAGACGAUGGGCAUGAAUCGAGAAGAACCAAAGAGAGGCCCCCAGCGAUCCGACGUCUCGCGAAGACCAUCAUAUCAUGGUGAAUAUCCUUCACGGACAUACACUGACUAUAGUCAAGACCGCCAUAGACAAUCAAUAACGCCGGGACUCUCUCGCUCGCAGACUGACUCUGCCUAUAGAAUCGGCGGCAGCAAUGGAGGCUCUGAAUUCAAGUCGCGUGUCUUUUCGAGGGACCAUGGCUCAGUUUCGGUUCGCAGCGAGUAUGCCCACUCUGAGGCUGGUUCAAACAAGGUUCAUGAAUAUCUCCGCUCCGAAGGCGGCUCAUUACGAAUCAACGACCAUACAUGGCACUCUGUACAGCACUCUGGCCCCUCGCGCCGUUCAUCACCGGGGCCGACGGAGCAUAACUCACUAUCGCCAACCGGCGUUGUGUCUCCCGACGGCCGGUCGCCAAUGUCCAUGGCUAAUCUGAUUGGCAAAGCUGGCCCAUCCCCUCAUGCGCCCGGCAGGGCCCUCAGCCCAAGAAGCGAAAUAAGCAGAAGUGAUGCGGGGUACGGAUACUCAAGACACCAUGAUAACCGCACCGCCUCUCAUGGCGGUCUAGCGUCCCGUGGCGACCGCCUGGAUCGUCGUCCAUCAAUCACUGGCUCAUCUCACUCUGUCACCUCAUCCCGCCGUGACAGCAGCGCACCCGUUGCCAUUCCGUCUGGGCCGCCCAAUAUUAAGCCCACGUACCAGAGACCACCGCUACGCCGAGUGUACUGCACUCACUGCAAUGACUACCCCGAAGGAUUCCGUGGCGAGCACGAGCUGCGACGCCACACGCACGCACGCCACGCGGCAUUGGUUCGCCGCUGGGUUUGCCGAGAACCGCCCAGGAGGCACCCUAACCAGCCUUGGACAUCUGUUCCUCUCAACACCUGCAAGUCGUGCAUGGCCCAAAAGAGCUACGGCGCUUACUACAACGCCGCGGCGCAUCUACGUCGUGCCCACUUCCCACCCUCACGCAAUGGCAAGUCUGCGAGUGACUGGCCGUCUAUGUCUGUCCUGAAGGAGUGGAUGCAAGAAGUUUGUGUUGCCCCCGAUGCGCAAAGCGAGGGCAAAGGCAAGGGCAAAGGAAGGGCUACCUCUGAUGGCCAGCUCGUUGAUCUGGACAGUGACGACGAGAUGGAAGACGUCAACGGCCAAGAUGAUAGUUUGGAACCCAGCAACCCCGGCAACAUGGAAAGCGCGCCCGCAUCGAGCACUCCCAACAGAUCGGGCUCGGGCGAUUCCCCAGAUGAGCCGGCAGGUGGGCAAAAGUGCCCAUACCCGGAAUGCGGACGUGUGCUGCGUGACCUCGCCGCACACAUGCUGACGCAUCAGGCCGAGCGACCGGAAAAGUGCCCCGUCCCUUCAUGCGUGUACCACACCAAGGGCUUCGCGCGCAAGUACGACAAGAACCGCCACGCGCUGACGCACUACCGCGGCACGCUCAUUUGCCCUCUGUGCCCGACCAAGGGUGAGAACAAUGUCGAGAGCGUGUUUAGCCGCGCAGACGUCUUCAAGAGACAUCUCGCGUCAGUGCACAGUGUCGAGACGAGCACCGGCCCUCAGACAAACGGCGAAGACGCCCCCUCGGCGGCGGCCGCGACCGAAAUGUCUGCUUCCAUGAUGUCGCGCCCCGUGGCGGACCCCAAUACGCUGCAAAAUCAGGGCCGCUGCUCCAUCUGCAACGCCUACCACCCGUACGCGCAGGAAUUCUACGAGCAUCUCGAUGAGUGCGUGCUUGCGGCACUUGUAGCCCCCGAUACGCUUGCCAAAACGCAGCUGAGCCGCAGCGGCAGCGGCAGCACCUACGCCGCGAUGCCGCCGCCACCACCCCCGCGCACAGGCUCGCCAACUUACUCGGUCGGCUCGGGGCGCUCCCAGAAUACACAAGGCAGCCGUCUGCACCACGGUCCGUCGGCUCCGGCUACGUCUGCGCCAUAUGGCUACCGCCCGUACUCGGACCACGGCUCCCGGCCGGGCAGCGCGGCGUCGGCGCGGAGCUUUGACUCGUCUGGGCGUCGAUCGGGCCUGAUUCACGUGCACGCGCACACGCAGCUGCACGCGCCUCGGCCGAUGGGUGUGCCUCUGCCACCGCCGUCUGCGUGCGGCUCCUUUGACUCGGAUCUCAACUAG
Molecule: messenger RNA, 4788 nt
Organism: Cordyceps militaris CM01
Lineage: Eukaryota; Fungi; Ascomycota; Sordariomycetes; Hypocreales; Cordycipitaceae
Product: C2H2 finger domain protein
Exons: 2
Coding region: 1-4788 (1595 amino acids)
Source: RefSeq, a predicted model, not a curated record